AUGCCAUCAAAUUUUUGGAAAACUCUUGAUGAUAGUGUAAAUUUAAUUGUAGGACUAUAUGAAGGUUUACAAUCAGCUUGUACUGCUAAUGGUAUGGAGCAGUCAGAAAAUUCUGAAAUAAUAUUAGAUGAAAAUCAAAUCACUAAAUAUAAUAGGAUAAAUGGUUAUCAAAUAGAUUCUAAUAGUAUAUCUUCAUACUCAACAAGAGUAUCAUCUUUGUCUCAAGUUCAAAAUUGUGGUAGUAGUAACUUAUCCAAAUGUUCAAGUAUUCAAGAUAUUCCAAAAUAUAAUGAAAAUUUAUAUAAUAUAAUUAGUGGGAAUAAUAUACAAUUACCACAUAAUGAUGUUCCAGAUUUAUCUAACCAUACUAAAAUGUAUUUAACACGUUCUCAUAUAUUAAUGUCUGUACUAUGUUGUCAGAAUAUCAACAAAAUUGUUGAAUCAAGUAUUACAUGUGGAGAUUUUAAAUUGAAAGGUCCUGGAUUUAGAUUAGAAAAUAUUUAUAUACCUAUAAGAAAUGAAAAGUCAUCUAUUGAAUUAAAAAUUACAACAUUUAAUAUUAAUAAUAAAAGAAAUGAUUUGAUGAUUGAUAUACCAAUAUCAGUAUUACAUCAAUCUAAUGAGACUUAUCGUUUCUGGUUAAUAUUAAAUGAUAAAAAAAAUAAAUACAAUGAUUAUAGUGAUAUGUUACCAGAAGCUAUUUUUCGUUUAAAUAUAGAUGAUGAAAAUAGCUGUAGAAUUAAUGAACCAAAAGUAUUAGUAUCUUUUAUGCGUGUUAUGACUGGUAUUAUUGAAGACAUCCAACCAAAUUCUAUGAGCAAAAGGCACUAUAGAGAUGGUAAAAACUCUCAUUCUGAUAAAUCUUUAAUAUAUGUUGGCUUAUAUAAUGAUCCAAUUGAUUUAGAAAUAUCUGAUAUGCUUAAUAAUAAUCCUAUUUUAUUAGCAAAUAAUACUAUUGAACGUCUUAAUUUCCAUGAUGGAUGUUAUAGAAUUAAUAAUAUUCAAGUAUUAAUUCAAUUUGGUUAUGGAGAAAUGUCAAAUAUUUUAUUUGUUCAAGAUGAAACAUCUAGACAACCAUUAUUUGAUUAUUUAAAUAAUUCAAAUGAAAAUAUAGAAUGGUUAUCAAGGGAACCAAGUAAUGCAACUGAAUUGGUACCACCAAAUAUAUUACCAGAUUUUUCUGGAACUCAAGCUCCUUGGGAAGUUGAAAUUGAUAGAAGGAAAGCAAUGGAAUUAGCAUGCCAUAGGGCUGCUUUAAGAGAACAUAUUGCUAUACAAUAUCUUAUAGAUACUGGUUAUCCUAAUCCUCCUCAUCCAAAAUUUUCUCAAUGGUUGACACCACCACUUUUUAGAAUUGGUCAACAAUUUGAACCAGUUCCAAUGAGUUAUAAUUGGGGUCCAAAUUAUUCAAAUAUUCAACUGAUACCAUUAGAGAAACCAAAACAACUUAAUAUAAGUUAA
Molecule: messenger RNA, 1461 nt
Organism: Cryptosporidium muris RN66
Lineage: Eukaryota; Apicomplexa; Conoidasida; Eucoccidiorida; Cryptosporidiidae
Exons: 1
Coding region: 1-1461 (486 amino acids)
Source: RefSeq, a predicted model, not a curated record